Molecule: messenger RNA, 2997 nt
Organism: Gigantopelta aegis
Lineage: Eukaryota; Metazoa; Mollusca; Gastropoda; Neomphalida; Peltospiridae
Product: SWI/SNF-related matrix-associated actin-dependent regulator of chromatin subfamily A member 5-like
Biological process (GO): nucleosome organization; regulation of transcription by RNA polymerase II
Cellular component (GO): nucleus; chromatin
Molecular function (GO): ATP binding; DNA binding; ATP-dependent chromatin remodeler activity
Source: RefSeq, a predicted model, not a curated record
AUGGCUGAACCUAUGGAAGAUGUUCCCGAGUCACCUUCUCCAACACCUAGUCCAGCUGAAGAUGAUGAUGAUGAAGAUUAUGCAGAUGAUCGCUUUAAGCGAUUUAAUUUUCUUUUAGAACAGACUGAAAUAUUUGGUCAUUUUAUGAAUGCAGCUAGUAGCAAAUCACCUAAAAGUCCUCUUAAAAUGAAGUCACAUUUGUUUAGUGAAAAGAAGGAAGAAAACGUCAUCCAUCGGAAGGAGCGUCCACGUAAUCGUCACAGAAUGAGUGAAGCUGAUGAAGACGAAGAAUUAUUGGAAGAUGAACUAAAUGAUACGACCAUAACCCACUUUAAUGAGAGCCCCUGGUAUAUUAAAAAUGGGAAGAUGAGAGAUUACCAGUUAAGAGGACUUAACUGGAUGAUAUCAUUAUAUGAGAAUGGUAUAAAUGGAAUAUUAGCUGAUGAAAUGGGUCUUGGGAAAACACUUCAGACUAUAGCUCUUCUUGGUUAUAUGGUUCUUAUGAGGAGUGUCCCUGGUCCUCAUAUUGUUAUUGCCCCUAAGAGUACGCUAGCUAAUUGGAUGAUUGAAUGUAAACGAUGGUGUCCUUCCCUGGUCGUUAUAUCUCUAAUUGGAACGCAAGAAGAAAGGGCUCGAAUUAUCAGUGAGGAGAUCUUACCUGGCGAGUGGAACGUAGUGGUGACCUCAUAUGAAAUGGUCCUUAAGGAGAAGGCGACAUUUAAAAAGUUUACAUGGCGAUAUAUGGUCAUUGAUGAAGCACAUCGUAUUAAGAAUGAAAAAUCUAAGCUUUCUGAGAUAGUUCGAGAGUUUCGUACAACUAACCGUCUUCUUCUCACUGGUACUCCACUUCAAAAUAACCUCCAUGAGUUAUGGGCUUUGCUUAACUUUCUCUUACCAGAUGUGUUUAAUUCCUCAGAGGACUUUGAUGCUUGGUUUAAUAAGAGUAAUCUUGAAGAUUCUAAGUUAGUGGAUCGUCUACACACUGUGUUGAGACCAUUUCUACUUCGUCGUCUCAAAUCUGAUGUAGAGAAGAAACUUCCUCCUAAAAAAGAGACCAAAAUUUAUGUUGGGCUGAGUAAAAUGCAGAGGGAAUUAUACACUGGUAUUUUACUGAAAGAUAUUGAUCUAGUAAAUGGAGCAGGACGUAUGGAGAAAAUGAGACUACUUAACAUUAUAAUGCAAUUAAGAAAAUGUUGUAAUCAUCCUUACCUCUUUGAUGGAGCUGAACCUGGUCCUCCUUAUACAACUGAUAGUCAUAUCAUUUACAACAGUGGAAAGAUGUCUGUCUUAGAAAAACUCCUUCCCAAACUUUAUGAAGAAGGCUCUCGUGUUCUCAUUUUCUGUCAAAUGACAAGAAUGUUAGAUAUUAUCGAAGACUACUGUCUCUGGAGGGAGUUCCCAUAUUGUAGACUAGAUGGGCAAACACCUCAUGCUGAUCGUCAACUAGCUAUUAGCGAAUUUAAUCGUCCUGGAAGUGAGAAAUUUAUUUUUAUGUUAUCAACAAGAGCUGGUGGACUGGGUAUUAACUUAGCUACUGCAGAUGUUGUUAUAUUGUAUGACUCAGACUGGAACCCACAAGUAGAUUUACAAGCUCAAGAUCGUGCUCAUCGUAUUGGUCAGACAAAGCAAGUGAAAGUGUUUCGACUUAUUACUGAACAUUCUGUGGAAGAAAGGAUUGUUGAAAGAGCUGAAAUGAAAUUACAUCUUGAUCAAGUUGUCAUACAACAGGGACGUCUUGUUGAUAGUCAUAAACGUGUUGGUAAAGAUGAGAUGUUACAGAUGAUAAGACAUGGAGCAGACACCGUGUUCCAAUCUAAAGACUCUAUGGUAUCUGAUGAAGACAUUGAAACUAUCCUAGCUAAAGGUGAGGCACUCACUGCUCAGAUGGCAGAGAAGAUGAACCAGUUAGGAGAAAGUCAACUGAGGAACUUCACAUUAGAUGCACCUACCAGUAGCGUGUAUGAGUUUGAGGGAGAAGACUUCAGAGAGAAAAGGAAGGUCUGCAGCUCAAUGGUUCAUUGGAUAGAGCCCCCAAAACGUGAACGUAAAACCAAUUAUGCUGUUGAUGCUUAUUUCCGUGAAGCACUCAGACUCUCCGAACCACGAGCUCCUCGUGCACCACGCCCUCCGAAACAACCGACAGUCCAAGAGUUCCAGUUUUAUCCUCCUCGUCUUUUUGAGAUCUUAGAUCAGGAAAUCUAUUAUUAUCGUAAAUCUAUUGGAUAUAAAGUUCCCAUUAAUCCUGACUUACCUGACGCUGCUAUCGUACAACAAGAAGAACAAGAGAAGAUUGAUAAUUCUGAGCCACUUACUGAUGAACUUGUUAAGGAGAAAGAAGAUCUGUUACAGCAGGGGUUUUCUGAUUGGAGUCGUAGAGAUUUCAAUCAAUUUGUUAAGGCAUGUGCCGAGUAUGGACGUGAUGAUCUAGACAGUAUAUGUAAAGAUGUGGAGGGAAAAUCUGAGGAUGAGGUGAGGUCAUACGCUAAGAUAUUUUGGGAGCGUAAAGAUGAGUUACAAGAUAUUGAUAGAAUCAUGAAUAUCAUUGAUAAAGGAGAACAGAAAAUACAGCGUAAAAAAGACAUCAAGAAAGCAUUAGAUGCUAAAAUGGCACGAUAUCGUUCACCUUUUCAUCAGAUUCAUAUUGUCUAUGGUACUAAUAAAGGAAAGAAUUAUACGGAGGAAGAAGAUAGAUUUUUGAUUUGUAUGUUACACAAACUUGGUUUUGAUAAACCUAAUGUCUAUGAUGAGAUACGUACUGCUAUCCGCUAUGCCCCACAAUUCCGGUUUGACUGGUUUAUCAAGUCUCGUACUGCCCUGGAGUUACAACGUCGUUGUAAUACUUUGAUUACUCUCAUUGAAAAGGAAGUCCAGGAGCUCGAGGAAGAGGAAGAAAAGAAACAACGAAAGAGAGGACCCAAACUGAAAAUUACAGGGACAGUCCCUCGCAAACAGCUGGUCAAAAGAGAAAAGCUGGAGACGGUGGAGAACCUUAUCGUG